Molecule: messenger RNA, 1443 nt
Organism: Truncatella angustata
Lineage: Eukaryota; Fungi; Ascomycota; Sordariomycetes; Amphisphaeriales; Sporocadaceae
Product: major facilitator superfamily domain-containing protein
Exons: 1
Coding region: 1-1443 (480 amino acids)
Biological process (GO): transmembrane transport
Molecular function (GO): transmembrane transporter activity
Source: RefSeq, a predicted model, not a curated record
AUGCCUCACUCCAAUGAACAUACCAGGUUGCUCCAGGAUGACAAUAGCGAUGCAGAGGUGAUUCGCUUCGCCGACCAUGACCACGACGAUCCCAGGGAAUGGCCUCUACACUGGAAGUACAUCCAGGUUCUUUUGGUGUUCUUCAUCGGCCUUAUCCUUCCGAUGGCCAGCUCAAUGUUCGCACCCGCCAUCGAUGACAUUGCUGAAACGUACCAAGUCGAUAAGCAACUGGUCCUUGGCGGACAAGCCGUUUUUGUCUCCAUGUUGGGCAUCGGACCUCUCUUCUUCGCGCCCAUGAGUGAGACUUUUGGAAGGAGAAAGGUCUACUUGAUCAACAUAUCUCUGUUUUGCUUGAGCCAGAUACCUUUGGCAUUGGCACCAAACAUCGAGACUUGGCUUGCUUUCCGUUUGUUAUCGGGCUUGUUCUCGAGCGUAGGAGUCGCCAACGGCGGUGGUACCAUCUCAGACCUAUUCAAAGCCUCCGAGAGAGCUACCGUUUCCGGCUUCUACUUCCUUGCGCCCUUGCUAGCACCCACCUUGGGCCCUUUCUUUGCCAGUCUUAUCCUCAUGGCACUGGAGUGGCAAUGGAUAUUCUGGGUACUUUUCAUCCUUAGCGCAUCCUUAUUCAUCGUUUGUUUUCUUGCACUAUUUGAGACGCAAUCCAAUGUUGUUUUGCAACAACGCAAGGCACGACUCGAGAAACAGAAUCCAAGCAAGAAGUUCAAGCUGGAGGGGAUGUCUGAUCAGUCACUCUUCCAAAAGGUCGCCCAGAAUUCGACGACCGCUACCAAGAUUCUCUUUUACCAGCCGAUCGUCAUGAUCAUUUCAGUGUACCAAGCACUUGUCUUUAGCUCCGUGUAUAGCCUUUACAGCAACUAUACUACUAUAUGGUCAGAAGAGCCAUACAACUUCGAUACCAUCCAAGUUGGAUUGGCCUACCUUGGCCCGGCUGUAGGUUUUCUCGCUACCGCCUUCAUAGUUGUCCCUUUGAUGGAUCCGAUAUAUAAAAAGAUGCAGUAUAGAUAUAAUAGCGUUGAAGGUAAGCCAGAGUAUCGUUUACCGCUAUCGAACAUAGGAGCCGUGUGCCUCCCAGUUAGCUUGUUCUGGUUUGGGUGGGCGAUUGAGAAAGAGCUUUACUGGACAAUACCCCUGGCUGCAACCUUGUUCUUUGGUGCGAGUCAGAUUUCUAUCUUCAACUCUUUCCAAAACUACUACAUUGAUGCCUUUGAGAGUAAGGCGGCCUCUGCUUUGGCUGCAGGUGCUUUUUUGCGGAGCUUGGUGGGCGGAAUCGUGCCAUUGUUCGUCCCGAGGAUGUUUGAAAGUCUCGGCUAUGGACUAGGCUUCUCUGUCUUUGGUAUUAUCGGCAUAAUUUUGAUGCCAGCUCCAUUGCUAUUUAUGCGGUAUGGUGCGACAUUGAGGGAGAAGUUUGCUGUUGCAGAAUAA